Messenger RNA from Bradysia coprophila, 1673 nucleotides. Its product is annotated as cytochrome P450 2J5-like. The record is from RefSeq and is a predicted model, not a curated record. Gene Ontology annotation, molecular function: oxidoreductase activity, acting on paired donors, with incorporation or reduction of molecular oxygen, reduced flavin or flavoprotein as one donor, and incorporation of one atom of oxygen; heme binding; iron ion binding. NCBI's taxonomy places the organism in Eukaryota, Metazoa, Arthropoda, Insecta, Diptera, Sciaridae. Gene Ontology annotation, cellular component: cytoplasm; intracellular membrane-bounded organelle. Gene Ontology annotation, biological process: xenobiotic metabolic process.
UUUUAGCUACAGUUUUAGUAUGCAAGGUGUGCAGUUAACUUGCUAACAAUUUGGCUCUCAAAAAAAUUACCUAAAAAUUGACAUGAUUGAUCAGGUGUUUGUGGCCGUAGUCGCCUUUUUAUUGUUCGUUUAUUUUCUGAACAGCAAUAAGCAUUUACCACCGGGUCCUCUACGAUUGCCAGUACUCGGUAGCAUAAUACAACUUUACUUGGCAAAUCCAAAAUUUCCACAUCUGGCAUUUUCGAAAAUCUCUGAGAAAUAUGGUGACAUUUUCAGCUUCGGAUUCGGAUCUAAGCUUGCUGCCGUGGUGUCGUCCUACGAAGGUAUGCAUGAAAUUUUUAAGCUUAAUGAAACAAACCACAGCCGUUACAAAAUGCCAUUUGUUGAGGACAGAAAUUACGGAAAGAAUCUUGGAAUUAUCUUUGGAACUGGACAAAGCUGGACGGAAAUGAGACAAUUCACAAAGAAAGCCAUGAGAGAAUACGGAUACGGCAAGGUCAAAAUGAUGCACUCAUUGAUCGAAUCAGCUAAUGAACUAGUUGAUGUCAUCAAAACUGGUCUGUUAGAUUCUAACGAUAGUACUUUAACUGUAAAAACUUCGACGUUUUCCGUACACGUACUUAAUAUCGUAUGGGCUAUGUUUGGAGGAUAUAAAUUCGAUCCAAACGAUGAACGUUUGAAGCGGAACAUGAAAUGUGUUGACAAAGCUGUACAGAUUUACGGAAAUCAAAAUUCUUACAAUGCGUUCCCGUUCAUGAAGACGUGGUUUCCAAAACUAGUCAAUUAUCCUGAACAUUUGAAAAUACAUGAAGAAAUUCAUGGAUUUUCCAAGUUCCUCAUAAACGAUGCUGUAGAGAAACGAAGCGAAAGAUUGGAGACAGAUCCAACGUCUGUUAUCGAAACAUUUUUAGAUAAAAUUGAGGAACAGUGUGGAAAACCAGACACCGCUUUUACACAGGAACAGCUAGAAAUUAUCGUGGAAGAUUUAAUACUCGGUAGCUUGGAAACAACGGGAAACCUCCUAAAUUGGGCCAUAUUAUUCAUGGUACUAAAUCCGGAUAUACAGAACAAAGUUCGGCAGGUGAUUUUCGAGAAGGAAGCUAAAAAAGACCUACUCACUGCACUGGAAUUGAAAAGAAUACCCUAUUUUAAGGCCACAAUAUUGGAAAUUUUUCGUAUGGGAGAUGUCGCUCCAAACCCAGGUACAAGGCUUGCCACUGAUGAUAUUAAAGUUCGAGAUUACAUAAUUCCAAAGGGCACAAUACUUUUUUACAACUUGCACUCGAUCUAUAACGACAAAAACUAUUGGAAAGAUCCCGAAACAUUCAGGCCAGAACGAUUUUUAAACGAGAACGGGGAAAUCGAUAAUUCAAAGUCCGAAAGGAUAUUGAACACAGUGUUCGGUGUUGGAGCACGAGUGUGUUUCGGUGAAAAUAUCGGUCUGGAUUCAUUUUACACGUACCUUGCGGCAUUGAUUGCAAAUUUCAAAUUUGAAUCAAUUCCUGGACAAGAACCGUCAGCAGAAAAUUUUCAUUUUGCUCUCACUGUCUGCCCUGAUGAAUAUAAAGUGAAAGUAACACAAUUAAGUCGAUAAUUCACCAAUGUUUAAAUUGUGCGAAUAAAAUAACAAAUAAAAUUUUCACGUUCUUAAGAUGCUCAUAUGAUCCAAGCAU